This is a messenger RNA of Chrysochloris asiatica (Cape golden mole), 534 nucleotides long. Its product is annotated as natural killer cells antigen CD94-like. NCBI's taxonomy places the organism in Eukaryota, Metazoa, Chordata, Mammalia, Afrosoricida, Chrysochloridae. The transcript has 4 exons. Bases 1 to 534 code for a protein of 177 amino acids. The record is from RefSeq and is a predicted model, not a curated record. Gene Ontology annotation, biological process: positive regulation of natural killer cell mediated cytotoxicity; stimulatory C-type lectin receptor signaling pathway.
AUGACUGUGUUAUCAAAUAAAAACCUGUUUCUUUUUUAUCUUUAUGUCUUUGCCCUGUCGUUCCUUUGUACAGUUUUUCAGACUACUCCAUGGAGACUGAUUUCUGGGAUUUUAGGAGUAUUGUGUCUUCUGUUGAUGAUUGCUUUGGGAAUUUUGUUGCAUAAAUACACUGACUGUCCAGAAAAGUGGAUUGGGUAUCGUUGUAACUGUUACCUCAUAUUUAAUGAAGGAAAAAAUUGGACAGAAAGUAGAAAUUCCUGUGCAUCUCAGAAUUCUAGCCUGCUUUAUCUAGAAAGCAAAGAUGAAUUGGAUUUCUGGAAACACAGUGAAUUUUUUUACUGGGUUGGACUGUCUUAUAAUAAAGCAAAUGGCACUUGGUUAUGGGAAGACGGCUCUGCCCUCUCCAGGAAUCUAUUUCCAUCAUUUCAAAAUUCAAAUCCAGAGGAAUGUAUUUCGUUUAAUCCAAAGGGAUAUACUUUGAGCGAAACCUGUAGGAAAAACAAUCGUUUUAUUUGUAAGAAAUGGCCUAUAUAA